This is a messenger RNA of Gadus chalcogrammus (walleye pollock), 4978 nucleotides long. RefSeq names its product protein Wnt-2b-like. Gene Ontology annotation, cellular component: extracellular region. The transcript is spliced from 5 exons. Gene Ontology annotation, molecular function: cytokine activity; frizzled binding. Gene Ontology annotation, biological process: multicellular organism development; canonical Wnt signaling pathway; neuron differentiation. The coding region runs from base 601 to 1755 and encodes 384 amino acids. NCBI's taxonomy places the organism in Eukaryota, Metazoa, Chordata, Actinopteri, Gadiformes, Gadidae. The record is from RefSeq and is a predicted model, not a curated record.
AGCGACAAGGACAGCGGACAAGUGGAUGUUCCACAGAAGUCAAGACAGAUAGCUUAUUUCUAGCGCUAUGCCCUCAUAACAUAACAAGACCUACUUUCUAUCUGUCUAAAUAUAUACACAAGCAGCGUCUAUAAGUCAGCGUGGCACUAUUUGUAAUUGCCUGACACGGGGGGCACGGACAGCUCACGCGCUCCAGCGCCGCACGCGUCCGGCGCAUCUUCAUUCUCGAAGUGGAAAGGUGCGCGGCUGUGCACCGCAUCUCUGGAUACCGACGCGCCUCGCAACCGGCCACAGUUACCUGACAGCUAAUAUUUUGGUUUACCCACCUUUAUUUUGGCGUUUAUUUCAACGACUGAUGUGUUAUUGUUUUAUUUUUUCUAAAUAAUAUUAACUUAUUCAACUGAACAUCGAAGACAUGGAAAAAGUCGUCGGACGCCUAGCUUAAGUUUGUGGAUAAACGUUAAAUGGAGAAUACCCUACGCUCAAACUUAAGACCAAACUUCCUUUUGUUUUUAUCUUUUAUCUUCAAUGGACAGCAGAGAAACACCAGACACGCAUCAUGGCUGACACACGCCGUUGCCAAUAAAUAGGGGGAGAAAAAUGUUGUGUCUGGGAAAUGCUCACAGAAAUGGAACAAUGGGGAUCAGGAGUGGAACACGCAGCGGGACAAUUAUCCGGCACCGGCAGUCCAAACGCACGUCCAGGAUAUGCUUCACAUUUACUUUACUCCUGCUUAUGUUUACACCGAGGGUGGAUUCAUCGUGGUGGUACAUCGGAGCACUGGGCGCCAGGGUGAUCUGCGACAACAUUCCAGGCCUGGUCAACAAGCAGCGCCAGCUGUGCCAGCGUCACCCGGACCUGAUGCAGUCCAUUGGCGAUGGGGCCAAGGAGUGGAUCCGGGAGUGCCAGCACCAGUUCAGACAGCACCGCUGGAACUGCAGCACCCUGGAGCGAGACCACACCGUGUUCGGCCGCGUCAUGCUGCGAAGCAGCCGGGAGGCAGCGUUUGUGUACGCAAUCUCUUCGGCCGGCGUGGUGUACGCCAUCACCAAGGCCUGCAGCCAGGGUGAGCUGAAGAUCUGCGGCUGUGAUGGCCAGAAGCGCGGCAGAGCCAGCGACGAGAAGGGAGACUUCGACUGGGGCGGCUGCAGCGAUAACAUCAACUACGGCAUCAAGUUCGCCAAGGACUUUGUGGAUGCCCGGGAGAGGAUGGUGAAGGACGCGCGGGCACUCAUGAACCUGCACAACAACCGCUGUGGUCGCAUGGCGGUGAAGCGCUUCAUGAAGCUGGAGUGUAAGUGUCACGGGGUGAGCGGCUCCUGCGCCGUGAGGACCUGCUGGCUGGCCCUGUCCGACUUCAGGCGCACCGGGGACUACCUGCGCAAGAAGUACAACACGGCCAUCGAGGUGACCAUGAACCAGGACGGGACGGGCUUCACCGUGGCCGACCAGGACUUCAAGGGAAGCACCAAGAACGAGUUGGUGUACGUGGAGAACUCCCCCGACUACUGCCUCACCGAUCGCUCAGCAGGUUCUUUGGGCACAGCUGGUCGCGAGUGUGACAAGUCAUCCAGAGGCCCAGACAGCUGUGAGGUCAUGUGUUGCGGCCGCGGGUAUGACACCAUGCGUGUCCAACGCGUCACCAAAUGCGAGUGCAAGUUUAAGUGGUGCUGCGCCGUGGAGUGCCAGGACUGUGAGGACACGGUGGACGUACACACAUGCAAGCCUCACAAGAGACCCGAUUGGUUGGAUUGAACCCGAGGUUGGCCGAGAUGGACCAAUCCUUCAGUUAAACUAUCCACCUGUGGAUGGUUGCCAAUAUAAAAUCGAUGACUGCGAGUUUCUUCCUAAAUGAUCCACCCUCUUCACUUCAUUCAAUGCCUCUGAUAUUUAAACAUUGAGAAUUACUUUCUGAAGAAAAGACCUUUAAGAACAUAAAUGCUUUGUUUCAUUGAACACAAACCUGAGAAGGACCCGGUCGAUUAAUGCGUGCUCCUUACGUGUUCUUCUGUAACUAUAUUGUCCUUUCUAAAGAUUGAACAUUAUUUACAUUGCUGUAUCCUAACCUCGUCUGAGGUGAGCAUUUUUGGUGAGGUACUUUUUUCAGUGUUAUACUAUUGUGAUGUAGCUUAUUAUGCUUUACUGAGUUAAUUUGAUCACUUUUAAAGUUUGGAGAGAAGAUACACUAUUUGGGACCUACUACUAGCAAAAUGCUUGAUUCAGGAGUAAGCAAACUGUGACUAAACUUACACACCGAGACCACAGACAUAUGGUGUCUGUAGCUAAAAUACAGCCACAUACCUUGUUGAAACAAACAUUUCUAUAUUGUGACCCAAAUAUAACAUGACUUAAUGAACUUUUGUUUAUAAUAACAAUAUGUGCAGUUCCAAUGUCCAGUAUCAGUCCCUGUUGUUGAUGUACAUUCUCCCAAAUGUAUGCUUCUUAAUGUCUUUUAUUUAACGUCAUACAUUGAUCAUACUAAAGCUGCUAUGGGAUGUCCCGGUGUCCUCAUGUCAUGAUAAGAUUAAUACAUCUGCAAUAUUCUGCAAGAGAGUGUUCUUUAUGUAAUGCAGACCACCUGCAGCCAUGGCUAGCCCCUGAAGGUCAAAGUACUUCCUGUGACCAAGCCAAGACCCAGCACAUUUGAGGAAUAGACAACACAAUUGUUUUAACUGAGCCUCAUUCAGGCAGACAGAUACAUGUGGUUAAAUGCAAGUCAAUAUUCUCCAAGGGCUUUCCAUAUGUAACGAAAGGAAAGGUGAAACAAAACGACAUAAAUUAACGUACAAAAUGUGAUAGUGUGUAAUUUAGUAUAAGUCAACAUAUGGGGCAUUGUUUUUGAACUCAAAUAUCCCAGAAUUCAAAAUGUUCUUCCAUUCAGGAACAGAAUUAGGAAGUGAAACAAAAUAAGAAUUCCUGAUCAGGCAAGGUUUACAUAUAGGUUUGCAUUUGUAUAAUCAGACUGCUUGGGCUCAAAUCGUGAGAGCCAAGUUAAGGUCUGUUGUGGUUUGAUAGAGCAGUGUAAAAAAUGGAGGGUCUCAGAGUGGUUAAUACCCAGGGUGUUACUGACACCACCAACAGAGACCUACAUUAGAGGCUCCAAGCUAAGCCAUGUUUAUCUGCCCCAGACAGACAUAAUAUAUAAUACAUGGCCACAUAGACAUAAUAGGGUAUGUUCUUUUUUUUCUUUUUCGGUGAGUGGAAGACAUGCAAGGUUAUGCAAGCCCAUUUUGGUCCAGCGUGAGAUAAUCCUACACUAUUUUUUAAUUCAGCAGCGGAUUUUUAGAAAAAAAAACCUGACUACACCAAGAAAUCCUUCCAAAGUUAAAUGAUGGUGUUAUUUUCUGUAUACCACUACAGUCGCUGUAUUCAUCUCAUUUAUUUCACGCAGGGCAUGUUUUACAUAAAAUGAUUAGCUAACCCCAGCUACUUCAUGUGGAUUAGUUACGCCUAGCUGCUCUCUCCCGGAGGCAUGCGCUUUGUCCGCAGCGAUGUUUGAUCCAGUGGAAGUGUGUAAAAAUAACAGGAGUGGCAUGGUUGGCAUUCUAUUCCAUCAUAGUGAUAUCAAACAGGCAUCUCAAUGUGACAACAUUUCUGAGCUAAAAUAGGUCCGCGGGGAGCAGAACAGACACCGCGGACCAAAGGGAUGUUUAACAUGCAAGUGCAUGAGAAGAGGGAUGGAGAAGAUGCCUGUGGAUACAAGUGUCGUGUUGAAAAAGGUCCAAAACACCCUACACCAUUUCCCACAUUUUUCUCUUCCGUCCAGCUGGUCUGAUGCGGGGCCACCGCCGCACAAACCUUAAUGUGUGAUUAUUAUCUAUUGCACAUAGCAUGAUGAGAAAUUGGAUAUGUGUAUUUUUAGCACAUUUUAAUUAUCUCAGUUUAUUCCAAGUACUGGACAAAAAAUUGAAAAUCUCUGGCAAACAUUGUAGUUUUACUGCUUUAUUUGGCCCUAAAGUCAGUUAUAUCGGCCCUAAACGCCAAGCCUAUCAAGACUUUAAGGAUGAUGUGGAAUUGGUCUUGAGCGUAGCAUGUGCAUGCGUUUCCUGGCCAAAUGAUCUCAUAUAUAUAAUUUCCCGAUUUAUUUUGUUAAUAUGCUGCGAGAGAACCAAGUAUGUAUCUGCGAAGAGAAAAGGAAACGCAUUUACAAACUGCUGCCUGUAAAAUAACACAUCAACAACCUUUGAGAGUGGUUUUGGCUUAAAAGGUUGUUCAUUUGCAAUGUACAAUAUACACACACUAGUGCAUGUUCAAUCAAGAGCAUACAACUCCAUUGUUAAGACAGUAAACAAAUGAAUGCGUCACUAUAAUAGGAGUGAAAUCUGUCGUAGGCUAGUGCUCAGGUCCGGUGAUUGCAGGAAGACCAAGUAGGGAAGGGGGCAAGGCAAUGAUGAGACCGAAAGCAUCACUUGUAGAGGCUAAUUUUCUAAAAAGCCAUAACCAACAGAGAUCCUGGGAGACAAUCGUCACACAUAUCUCCUGUCAUCUCUGGGCUUACGGUAAAAGAACAUCAUUUCAGCGGUGGUGUUUCCAAGCUAUUUGUCAUGCCGCCCACCUAGACUAGCAGCUAUCGUAGAUCUCCAUUAGCCUCACUGCAGGGCACUUUAACAGCAUACUGACUGUUUGAGGGAAACUCUAGCCUUCGCAGUUUCAGAACACUACAAUAUAAGCUUUAGAAUAACCUCUUUAAAGAAAGGGAAAGCGCACACUUUGACAUACUUAACAAACAAAACCCAAACCAAAUCACUUCACACCUCCACAAAAACAACAAUCACUUCCAUUACAUUCAAGGACCAAUUUAUUGUGCGUUUUUCAUCACAUGGUAGCUAUAAUAGAUCAUUGUUCUCCAUCGUUCCCCUGUCCUCAGCAUGCUGUGCUACUUCUUCCACAGAAACACAAGAAUAAACAUUACACAUUCACAUAUUGUUGGCCAGAGAAUGGAGCAAAAAAAAAACCCUCUUGAGGAUUUAGGGCUUCG